AUGCGUUCGCGCGACGACGACGCGGCCGUGGACGUGGACGCGGACGUGGGUGCGGAUGCGGCGGUUGACGGUGCUGACGGAAGAAACGCGCGGUUUUUGGCGCUCACGCGGGCGGGGAAGCCGGCGUGGGACUCUCGAGGGGUGUCGUCGGAGUCCGUGACGCUGUGUGCGGCCGUGCAGGCGCUGGCGGCGAACGCGGAGGCGCAGGGAGGUGGUGAAUUGGAGGGCGUGGAUUACGCGGGACGGGCGCUCGGGUGCGCGUCGACGUCGACGAUGAUUUACGUCGCGUCGAGCGCUGAGGGGGAAAGCGUUGGGGUGUUGCGGAAGAAAUUGAAGUACGUUGAAGAUGUGAUGACGUCGUGCGUGACGAACGCGGCUUUAGUGGGUGCUCUCGGGAAGAAUUCGCGGUUCGACGUUCGCAGAGCGAUGGCGGCGGCGACGCUCGCGGACGAGCGCCUACACGAGCUCGCGACGAGAGGAUUGAGAAGAGAUACGGCGUAUGUGUUCGAUACGUAUCGAACAGUCGGGAUGAGUCACGAGGUGCGACGAUCGGCGACGCGAGCGAUGGGUGACGCACUUCGAUUGGUGACGAAACCGUUCGCCGGCGUCGCGUUCGGGAUCGGUGACAGUCGAUUGGUGACGUACGUCAAACCCAGGGGACAUCGACCGCAGACGAUCUCGGCGAGAGACGUGAUGGUGUUGAUGAAUUACGCGCGCGCGACGUCGCGCUCGGCGGAAUCGAAGAAAGAGGGUGAGGAUGAGGGCGACGCCACUCACGCCGAGUCGUUUGGGCGCGUGUGCCUCCCCGAGUUCAAUCCGGAUGGGUUCAUGCACGCAUACGUGUCGUACAUAGAGGCGAAAAGUGGAGACACGGAAGCAAGAGAGGGCGACGAAGAGAAGAAUGACGCUGUCGCGUCCUCGUCGACGUCGCGCGAGCGCGUCGGUGUGUGUUUUCUGACGGCAUCCGCGGAAGCUCUCGAGGAGUGUCGCGCGGCGCGAGACGCGUUGGAGAAGCGAUUAAACGCCGACGACACGCUUACGACGAUCGCACGCGCGGCGCGUCGACAGUUACGCGUCUCGGACGUCCCCGAAGAUGUUCUCGGCAGGUACCAAGUCGAGCACGACGAACCGCUGUUACACUUUGUGUACAACCGUCCGGCGCGACAACAGCACGUCUCUUCGGCGUUCGCGUCGUCCGUGAGCGACGAUCGAUCCGUUGAGACGAUCACGCGCGCGUACGCGAUGAUGUACGAGAAUAUGACAGAGUUGGACGGAACCGUGGACGCGACGACGAAACCUCCGAUGGAGCACUCGGCGCAGCGCGUGCGGUACGAGCGUCGAAAGCGUGACUCCGUCCUCGCGUGCGUCGGCGGUGACUUUGAGAUUUAUCUCACCUUUAAGCCGAGCGCCACCGUCACCGUCGCCGUGGCGAUGUGUAACCGUCUGUGCGUCUGGCUCAGGGUAUCCGAGCCCGAGCUCUUCCUAGAAAACUUAGUAUAA
Ostreococcus tauri is the source of this 1500-nucleotide messenger RNA. Its product is annotated as Vacuolar fusion protein MON1. The coding region runs from base 1 to 1500 and encodes 499 amino acids. NCBI's taxonomy places the organism in Eukaryota, Viridiplantae, Chlorophyta, Mamiellophyceae, Mamiellales, Bathycoccaceae. The record is from RefSeq and is a predicted model, not a curated record. Gene Ontology annotation, biological process: vesicle-mediated transport; protein targeting to vacuole. The transcript has a single exon.